AUGUCCUUUGAAGUCUUCUAUUUCACAGAGUUCCCCUAUCCCGCUUUCCCUGAGUCUGUGGUCGACGACUAUCCCUCAAUGCGCCUCACAUUUCCCAACACCUACUUCGACCCAGGGACGGCCCAUGACCUGUUCAAACGCUACCUGGAUGAAUACCAGUACGCUGAGGAAGUGGGCUUCGACGGGCUGAUGAUCAACGAGCACCACAACACCCCGUCGUGCAUGGACGUCGAGGUAAACAUUACCGGCGGCAUCCUGGCCCGCGUCACCAACCGCGCCAAGAUCCUGAUGCUGGGCAACAUGCUGCCCACUUCCGACAACCCCGUGCGGCUGGCCGAAGAGAUCGCCAUGCUGGACGUCAUCUCCGGCGGGCGCAUAAUCUCCGGCUUCGUGCGCGGCAUCGGCAUCGAGAGCUGGGCCAACAACACCAACCCGGUCUACAACCGCGAGCGGUUCGAGGAAUGCCACGACCUGAUCAAGAAGACCUGGACCACGCCUGGCCCCUUCCGCUGGGAGGGCAAGCACUACCACUACCGCGCCGUCAACCCGUGGAUGCUGCCUAUCCAGCAGCCCCAUCCGCCCUGCUGGGUGCCCGGCACCGGCAGCCCCGAGACAGUCAAGUGGGCCGCUGAAAACCGCUACACCUACGCCGCCUUCCUGACCAAGAUGGAUGUGGCCCGCAACCUGUUCGGCAACUACCGCAAAUUCGCCAACGAAGAUGGCUGGGAUCCAGGCCCCGAGAAGUUUGCCUUCAUGAUCUGCGCCCACGUCAACGACACCGACGAGAAGGCGCAGGAGUCCGGCAAGGCGUUCAUGUGGCGCAUGGGCCACCCGCUGAAGGGCCCGCGCGAAUACUGGUCGCCCCCCGGAUACUUCUCUGCCGCCGGUGCCGCCGCCAACGCCCUGCGCCGCUCCAGGCCUCUCAACGAGUUGUCUUACCAGGAACUGCAGGACGAGCAUCACCUGGUCGUAGGCAGCCCCGACACUGUCAUCAAGAAGCUUCGCUACAUCAAGGAGGAACUGGGCAUCGGCGCGCUGCUGCUGGAAGCCCAGGGCGGCCCGCUGUCCCACCAGGACACCAUGCGCUCCCUCGAACUCUUCGGCAAAGAAGUGAUCCCGGCGCUGAAGGAAGACUAG
Geodia barretti is the source of this 1137-nucleotide messenger RNA. Lineage: Eukaryota; Metazoa; Porifera; Demospongiae; Tetractinellida; Geodiidae. The record is from the annotation of a GenBank genome assembly.